This is a messenger RNA of Phycodurus eques (leafy seadragon), 4097 nucleotides long. Its product is annotated as LON peptidase N-terminal domain and RING finger protein 3-like. Lineage: Eukaryota; Metazoa; Chordata; Actinopteri; Syngnathiformes; Syngnathidae. The coding region runs from base 100 to 2352 and encodes 750 amino acids. The record is from RefSeq and is a predicted model, not a curated record. Gene Ontology annotation, molecular function: protein binding. The transcript is spliced from 12 exons.
GCUGUUGACUGAGACGUUUGGUUCGCGGGGGUCAACCGAGAGAGCGCCGUUCGUCUUCCAGCGCUUCCCAGUGAACAUGAGCCGGGGUGCUCCACGCACAUGAGCCCCUCUAACAAGCCGGCCGCCAUGGGGACAGAGCGCGAGAGUAUGCUGCAGCUCGCCGCAGAAGCCUUCCAGGCGAAAAACUUCGACCUGGCCGCGGAGAUUUACGAGUGCCAGCUCGCGGCUCUGGGGGAUGUGGCGAGCCGCCGACAGGAGCUGACGGUGAGGCGGGCGGACGCGCUCGCAUACGGGGGGAAAUUCGCGGAGGCUUUCGUGGCGUAUCGGCAAGCCGCGGAGAUGGAGCGACUGAGACCCGCGCACCUGAGCAACCUCGUAGACUAUCUGACCUCCAUCACCAAGCUGGACAACGCGGGUGACCGGAGAGAGGGCGCGGAGGCCGGGGCAGCGGCGACGGCAUGCCCCUGCUCGGGAGCCACAGGUUGCGGGGGGCAAGACUUCUCCUGCCGCAUAUGUCUGAGCUCGCUGUUCGAGCCCGUCACGUUGUCGUGCGGACACUGCUUCUGUAAAAAGUGUCUGGAGAAGGACAAGAAAGAGACGGAGGUCGUAUGCAAGGAGUGCGGGCUCAGCUCCGGGGUGGCCGUCCACGGCUACAGGGUCAACGUGGUCCUCAGCAACCUGCUAGCCAAAUGGUUCCCGAGGGUGUACCGGGCCGGCCGGCUGAGACGGGAGGGCAACGGCCUGUACUCUGAAAAGAAGGUGCAAGAGGCUCUGGAGAAAUACAACCAAGCCAUCUCCAUAUCACCCACGGACCACAUACUGUUCAGUAACCGCUCCCAGAUCCACUCCAGUCUCAAGCACUAUGAAAAAGCUCUGAGAGAUGCUGAGAUGGCCUGCAGACUUAUGCCUCUGUGGUCCAAGGGUCAUGUUCGUAAGGCACAGGCUCUGGUGUCACUGGGCAGGUCUGAAGAAGCAUUGAGAGAAUACCUGCUAUGUCUUUCUAUAGAGCCUGACUGUCGACUGGCCAGGAAUGAAGCAAAUAAGCUUCUCAGUGACCUCUUGGCUCCUGUGACGUAUCAGGUGCCUGAACACAUCUCUGACUUUCCCAACAUCCUGUCCUCUAGAGGACGCAUGAAGAAUAGUGUCAGUGCACCUUCUCAGCUCUUUGGCCCUGGCCCCCUGUCAUUGGAGUUGAGUGUGACUCCAACCGCUCCUGGGGCAGGGAGGUUGGAUUGCAGUGAGGUCAAAGUUCAGGACGACAGCAAGAUGGACCACUGUCUUCUACACGUACGGAAGCGAAGGAUCACAAGGGAGGAGUGUGAAGAGGAGCAGGGAGCAAAGGGGAAGAGUGUUGCACACAAAAGAUUGAAGUCUGAGUCAGCAGAGGCGAACAAUCUGUUAACUUCUGCAGUUGGUGACAUUUUGGCUCCAACAGAUCUGGAAUGUUCUCUUUGCAUGAGAUUGCUCUAUGAGCCGGUGACGACACCGUGCGGUCACACCUUCUGUCUUCAGUGUCUCAAGAGAUGUCUGGACCACAACCCGAAGUGUCCACUCUGCAAAGAAGAGCUGUCAGAGUACUUAGUCCAAAGACAAUACUGCAAGACCGCAUUAAUGGAAAACCUCAUAGCGAGGUAUCUUCCGUGUGAGCUCAUGGAAAGACAGAAACUCCACGACGAGGAGAUGGCUGAGCUUUCCAACCUCAACAAGAACGUGCCGAUAUUUGUGUGCACCAUGGCCUUCCCCACUGUGCCCUGUCCACUGCAUAUCUUUGAGCCCUGCUACCGACUGAUGAUUCGCCGAUGCAUGGAGACGGGAACCAACUGCUUCGGCAUGUGUCUCGGGGAUGACCUCAAAGGGUUCGCAGACUACGGAUGCCUGCUGGAGAUCCGUGACGUUACGUUCUUCUCUGACGGGCGCUCAGUUGUGGACACCAUCGGCAGGCGGAGAUUUAAAGUCAUCCAACACAGCGAGAGAGAUGGAUACAACACAGCCGACAUCGAGUACCUGGAGGAUGUCAAGGUGGAGGGCUUGGCAGUGGGGGAGCUGCAGUCUUUACAUGACACAGUGUACGACCAGGCGCUGGUCUGGGUCAACUCCCUGAAAACGGAGCAGAAGGAACGUAUUGAGGGGCACUUUGGACCCAUACCUGAGAAAGACUCUGAACUUCAGGCCAGUCCAAAUGGUCCAUCCUGGUGUUGGUGGCUACUUGCUGUUCUUCCGUUAGAGGGCCGAGCCCAGCUGCCUUUCCUGGCCAUCACAUCUCUGAAGGACCGCCUGAGCGGCAUCCGCAAAGUUCUGCUCUUCAUGGCCUGCAGCAGACAUCGGGGACAUGCCGUGGGCCAGAGGUCAUAGUCGCACCUGACCCCCCCACAACUUCCCCCAAUCACCAAUGAGCAGUUGACCUGUUGUUUUUUUCUAUUUGAGACUUCCUUUUGAUGUGAUGGCACGUUCCCCGUUGUAGCACAAUCCACAUACGCAUCAACAACAAAACAGUCAUUCACGCUAUAUUAAACUUCCAUUCAUCUGAGGGCUCUUCACAACAUCUGGAAAGCAACCCUUUCUCUUUGUUUCCUCUUUGCAAUGUAAAGACAGAAUAGAUGUAUAGUUCACGAUCUAUAAGGAUGAUCAAUUUGUAACAUUUUACAUGAUGCUAAUGCGCACAACCCACAACCUUGCUCCAGUUGCCACCUGGAAGCUUGUAAGUCAAUGUACCUGUUUGUUGGCCUUUUCUGCAUGGCACUCCUCCACUUUUAUAGUUCUCUGUGCUUUUUAAUGAGAGAUAAUACACAAAAUGGAACAAUAAUGUGCAAUACCUUUAGAUUUUUCUCCAAAAUGAGUUGCCUAUCUAACAGCUUUAAAGCAAAUCCCCCCCCCCAAAAAAUAUACUGUUUGUAUGUAUCAACAGUGCUUAACAAAUUUAUUGUACCACCCAUCAUGAAAACGAACAAGCACUAGCAUCAUGAAGCGCUUUAGUGCGGACGCUUUCAUUUUCAGUCAGCUCUGUAUUUGACUAUUUUGAAUGGGAAUGAGGAAUUUUGCAGAAAGUUGCAAUAGUUUUAUACCCACAUUUGAGCCUACUCACUGGGCCUCAACUACUUAAACUAAUAUUUCUGUUCAGGACUGUGAAGUGAAUGUGUUCGCUCUCUCUCUCUAUCUCUAUCUCACACACACAGAUAACAAUAACUAUAUUUUAGCAUUAAAAUUUAGAUUUUGGUUAAAGAGCUAUUUAACUGCUGUGUUACCCAUUACAGACUAACAAAUUUGAAAUAAAUCUUAUUUGGUGGUGGUCUAAUGCAGCCGUCCAUUUUCCGUACUGCUUCUCCUCACUCGGGUAGCGGGUGUGCUGCAUCCUAUCCCAUCUGACUUUGGGCAAGGGGCGGGGUACACCCUGAACUGGUUGCCAGCCAACAGCAGGGUCUAAUACAUUUGUUAAGCAAUUCAUCUUUCUAAGUGUACUUAUUCUGUGAGAGACCAAACGUAUACUUUUUGUUUAAAUGCACUGACUGCAAUCAAGCGAAUUAGGAUUGAGAAAGUAUUGAUUUGACAUCUCUCAAAUGAAACUUCACAAAAACAAACAAAAAAACAGCCCCAAGUAGCGGCACGUAUGAUAAGAGGUGUGCUUUUUGCUACUUUGUAAUCUGUGUUGCACUGUCUAUUUCUAAUUGAUUUGACUGUUUUACUCUUUUUUUUUUUUUUUUUAUGUGACAUUUUGCUUUUUUUUCCAUUAUUUAUUUGUUUCAUUAUUUAUGCAAGCAGUGACAUUGUUUACAUUUGUUGAAGAGAUGCUCAUUUUCUACAGGAUUAUUUUUGUAUUAGACACCUCCGAAGGUCAGCCAUAAUACAUGCUGUACCAGUGUGGGGAGGAAAUACCCAAAUUUAAAAAAAACAAAAAAAAAAAAAAUGAUUCUUACAUUGUUGCUCUUCUCCAAAACAUACCUUUCAGUUGAAUAUUGAUUAUUUAAGACAGUGUUUAUUUUUGGUUUAUUUGGUACUUCCGCCCACAGUAGAGAAAAUAACUUCCAUAGAAUUAAAUAAUUGCAAAGGAUGAAGUCUUCUCUUUAAAAAAAAAAAAAAAAAAAAAAAAAAUCCAUUUAAAA